Molecule: messenger RNA, 992 nt
Organism: Ictidomys tridecemlineatus (thirteen-lined ground squirrel)
Lineage: Eukaryota; Metazoa; Chordata; Mammalia; Rodentia; Sciuridae
Source: RefSeq, a predicted model, not a curated record
UCCUCCUCCUCGUCCAUUCACUCUGCCUUUCUUCUCACCCAGCCUACACUUCUUUUCCCUUACUCUCUCUGCUUCUUGUUCACGGGUUGUCGUUGGGUCCCCACUGUCUGGGGGUCUCUGUGGUCGGGGCGGACAUCAACAAAGAACCUAGUAGGUGCUGGUGCCUGUUGGCCACACUUUGUGCAUUUCCUGCCUCCUCCCCAGACGGGCUGGGGUAGGAAGCAGGUCUGGCUGCUAACAUGAACAGGAGUCCCCUUACACUUUGGGCCACACAGCAGAGUGUUUAGUCCCAUCUGCCUCCAGAUUCAUUCUUCCCAGCACUUCUCCCAGGAGGCCUGAGCCUUCUCCAUGACCCUCAUGCUUCUCCCUGGCCCGGGUCCACCUCCUGGCCUGGGGAUGAGAGAGGGAGACAGUGCUAACAAGAUGAGCCUUGGAGUUCUCCCUUUAUUCCCCACCUCACCCCAUCCCCCGUACGCACCUAAUCAUAUGCAACAGGCACACCCCCUAACCCGAGUCACUGAGAAAUCUGUGUUAGUGUCCAGCACACCGGCCGGGUACACCUUGCCUGUGCAUGCACCGUGGAGACUUCAACAGUGGUGACCCCAACACCAGAGCCCCCCAGCGUCCAGCAAGCUCCCAGCCCUUGGACCUGAGUCAGGGAGGCCUCACCCCCAGAGGCCCUGCCUCUGGUGAUCAGGAGUCAGCUGUGCAUCACCCAGUUCUAGAAAGGCAGCAGCAACAGCCACCCGGAACACAGGGCUGUCUCCAGUGUGUGGCUCUACAGAAAGAAAUAGAGGACCUCAAAGAACAACUAGCGGUCAUGCAGUCCCUGGAUGACAAGUUCCAGGUCUUCUGAAGCCGAACAAAGCAUCUUCCAGUGAGGCGAGCUGCUGGUACCUGUGAAGCCCAGGAGCAGCGGCCAAGCUCAUUCCCUCUGGCUCUUCAGCCAGGGCCCCCUGCAGUUCACAAUUAAAGUUCCCCUCAUGUCCCUG